CGACCCCCGACCUGGUCUCCUCCUACCGCCUUGGAAACCCUCUCACGGCGGCGGGAGGCGGGGAGGUCGGUGCAAGCCCUCCCUCCCGCCGCGAGAACACCCCUUCUCCAGCCCUAAACCCCAGGACGAUGGCUCAGGAGGAGGGCGAGAGGCUGUCCAAGGUUUGCGCGCGUGUCCGGGCCGCGCACCGCCUCACUGACCUGACCGACAAGCUGCACUUCUAUGACCUCUGGGCUUCGAACUAUGACCAGGAUGUGGCCACCCUGCAGUACCGUGCCCCCCACCUUGCAGUGGACUGUCUCACCCAAGCCCUUCCAGGCCCACCCCACACUGCCUUGAUCCUGGACGUGGCGUGUGGCACCGGCCUGGUGGCCGUCGAGCUGCAGGCUCGGGGCUUCCUCCAGCUGCAUGGGGUAGACGGGAGCCCAGGGAUGCUGGAACGGGCCCGGGCCCGCGGCCUCUACCAGCGCCUCAGCCUCUGCAGCCUGGGCCAGGAGCCUCUGCCCAGCCCGGAAGGGACCUAUGACGCAGUGCUGAUAGUGGGUGCCCUCAGUGAUGGCCAGGUGCCCUGCAGUGCCAUUCCUGAGCUCCUGCGAGUUACCAAGCCAGGUGGGCUGGUGUGUCUGACCACGAGGGCCAACUCAUCCAACCUUCAAUACAAGGAGGCAAUGGAGGCUACUCUGGACAGGCUGGAACAGGCCAGGGAGUGGGAACGCCUGGUGGCCUGGCCGUGGACCGGUGGGAACUGGCUACCUCCAAGCUGGAGGAGGUGCCUGGCACUUCUGACAGUGAUGGCUACAUCCCUGGUAUUGUCUACUUAUACCGAAAGCAGGAGGCGACCCUGGUGAAGGAGUGAAGACCAGAGUUCAGCCCCUAACUGGCCUCUGACCCUCCAUGUGACCGCAGUCAGGCCCGUUGUUGGGCCUUUAUCUGUAAAACAGGGCCACUGCGCCAGCCCAGCUCCUCAGGAGAGCUCUUCCUGUUAAAUGAGCCCCAGAAGGGGUGACAGG
Molecule: messenger RNA, 1010 nt
Organism: Pteronotus mesoamericanus
Lineage: Eukaryota; Metazoa; Chordata; Mammalia; Chiroptera; Mormoopidae
Gene: METTL27
Product: methyltransferase like 27
Molecular function (GO): methyltransferase activity
Source: RefSeq, a predicted model, not a curated record